Messenger RNA from Eublepharis macularius, 828 nucleotides. RefSeq names its product myb/SANT-like DNA-binding domain-containing protein 7. NCBI's taxonomy places the organism in Eukaryota, Metazoa, Chordata, Lepidosauria, Squamata, Eublepharidae. The record is from RefSeq and is a predicted model, not a curated record. The transcript is spliced from 5 exons. Bases 1 to 828 code for a protein of 275 amino acids.
AUGUCGAGCCAUGCCAAGAGCAUUGGAGUUCGAGGUUCAUCAUGGAGGGAGAAGGAGAUACUUGAUCUACUUAGUUGUUGGGGCGAGGAAAAAAUUCAGGAGGCUCUGAAAAGCUCCCAUCGUAACUUUGAUUGCUUUAUGCGAGUGGCGGAGCAGAUGGCACUUAGAGGACACAAACGAUCUGCUUUGGAGUGCCGCUCAAAAACAAAGACCAUGCGACUAGAAUACAAAAAGGUGAUCACCCACAAUGGCCGUUCGGGAAACGCUCCCAUAACUUGUCCCUACUUUCGGGAGCUUGACAGUAUUCUGAGAGGUGACGCGAGUGUCCGACCGAAACGACUGUCUAGAAGCAUGGUCCUACAAGUGGUGGUAGAAAACGGUGGGAAUGCCCUGGAGUUGCAGGAGGGAUCAGAGGAGCUUUUCUCCCAUGAGAUGAGAACCACGGAAGGGGGGCUUCUGCGCACUUCCACUCCAUGCUAUGAUGUGCUCAAUCUUGACCACCCGGAAAUGACUGCACCUCUUUCUGAUCCUGAUGUGACAAUUGAUGGUCUUGAUGGCAGUGGUGGAAACCAAUCUCUGGCAGGCAGUGAGAGUGAUCGUGCGGAUAAAGAAAAUGCAGUUCCAGAUCCAGGAGAGGGACCCAAUUUGAGACCUGAUGCGGAGCUGUCUCCGGGAACGAGGCUUGCAAACAUCAGAAGCCAUCGUAGAAGAACAGCUGGACUGUAUAGUGUGGCCGAAUCAAUGAUGGCCCAGUCUUCCCAGGAACACAAGGCAGAAUUGGAGGAGAGACGGAAAGAGCAGCAGGAGGCCAGACUGUGGCAUAAAUAA